AGCCUGACGCGACAAUCACGUGGUACAACGCACGUGUAAUGGAGGCAGACGAGAGGUAGGAAGAAUCCCUUGUGUUUACCUUACGGCUGCAACUGCUCCGAAAGCAUGAAGGACAAUUUUUCGGUGCUUUCGUCCAAGAUUAGCGGAGGCCCGAAGGGACUGGGUGACCCCAAUGACAGAAGCUUGAGGAAGGUGGAGAAGGACGUGAUGGUACCCAAGUUGAUGCGAGAGAGAACCAAAUCUGAAAAAUGCGUCGACGAAGUUAAAGAAUUUCAUGCCUGCGUUCUUAGAACCGGUCUGCUGCAUGUUAUACGAUGUAGAAGAGAGAAUGAUAAGAUGAAGGCGUGCAUGGAGAAAUGGUACUACAAUGAAGAUUUUAUCAAAGAAUGCACGGAACAAUAUCUGGAUGAAAGAAGUGAAUUUAGAAGGACUGGAAUUCCUAAAAAGCAAAAAAACCUUAAAAUGGAAGGAACAAUGUGAACGUACAAAUAACAUGGAGUGUUAGGAUUGUUUGUAUAUUUUUCAAAUGUAAUAUUUGCGAUUGAUCUACCGAGAUAAGUCUAAGGUAAAAAAAGCUUUCAGAAUUACAUAGAAAUCAACAAUGCUAGGAAAUCAAAUGGGCUAUUGGAAGUUAAAGUUAAAUUGAUUUUAAUUCCUGCAUCAAAUUCUCAUUACGCUUGGUCUACAAUAGAUACAAUAAGCUUUAAGCUGUAAAAAAUUAACUAAUCAUAGUCAAUUAUUUUUGUAUUUAAUUGUGAUUAGCAAUUUUUUUAUGGCUUAAGGCUACACCUACUACAGAUCAGGAUUUAAAUUUAUUCUACAAUAACAUAAGGCUGUAAUGCAUUUUAAAAUUAAAAGCUAAUUGAUAGAAAUGGACAUACAACUUUAUAGCCUUAUGACCUUAUGUUAUGCUAGUAUAGAACAGGCUUUAUAGUUAAAUGACCGUGUCUUAAUUCCUAGAAAGUAUUGCGUUCUGUUACUUGUAUUUACCACAUGACAGUGUAAAAAGCAUGAUAAAAACAUUAUUUGGUCUCAAUGAGUAUACAAUACAAACAUUUAAACUGUGGUACUUUAUAGGAAAUCAACAAUAGAAUAAAGAAAAGGAGAGGAGAGAAUAUAGACAUUGAUCGUAGCACAACACAGAACUGAUACACAUUGUUUUGAAUAAAUAAUCCUGUUUGAAAAAAAA
Messenger RNA from Solenopsis invicta (red fire ant), 1189 nucleotides. Its product is annotated as COX assembly mitochondrial protein homolog. Gene Ontology annotation, cellular component: mitochondrion. The record is from RefSeq and is a predicted model, not a curated record. The transcript has 3 exons. NCBI's taxonomy places the organism in Eukaryota, Metazoa, Arthropoda, Insecta, Hymenoptera, Formicidae. The coding region runs from base 106 to 480 and encodes 124 amino acids.